CUCCUAACUUUAGUUUAGUAUGGUGUUGUGACGAAAAGUGUGUUUUCUUCUUUUUUCCUGCCCAAAAAUCUCGCGAAAUUCGCGAAAAACAAUGAAAAAUCGCCACGAAAACGGUUUCUCAUGAUUCGCGGAAUCUUUCUCAAGUCAGUGUAUGUAGUGUUAGUGGGAAGAUCAAGGAAUUACUCAAAAAGUGCUGCAGAUAACCUCAAAGACCUCCUCCUGAAAAUGCCCCGAGACACCAAACACAUCCACGAGGCCCAGAAACACCGGAUACGCAUCCGGGAGAAGGGUUCCAAGUACAUCCCAGGAACCGUGAAUCUUCAGGUUCUGGGAACCGGGGCUCCAGGAAGUCCAGCCUGUGUCUACAUCUUCACAGAUCAAUCGAGGUAUCUGUUUAACUGUGGGGAGGGAACCCAGCGAUUGGCACAUGAACAUAAGACCAAAUUGGCUCGUUUGGAGCACAUCUUUAUGACUCAGACCACGUGGAGGCACAUUGGAGGCCUUCCUGGGCUUAGUUUGACAAUUCAGGAUGCUGGCGUCCCUCAAGUCACCCUCCAUGGUCCUCCGGGUCUUGAGGAAAUCUUCCAGGCUAUGAAGCGUUUCGUGGUGCUGAGAGAACUGAAGGUGAAUGCAAUUGAAUGUGAACCAGGAUAUUUCUACGAGGACAAUGUCAUGAGAGUUGACUAUGUGCCCAUUGUGCCCAAGAAUCAGCCACAAGCCACAGCGAAUGGAGAUUGGGGAGAACCCAUGAGUGUAGAUGACACAGAUUACUAUUCUCAUGAGAGAGGAUCUGGUCAGAGUACCAGAAAAUCAUCUCCGGGUACCGACAGCCAAAGAAUCCGCCAGAAACCCAUUGAGAAGUACGUUGUAGCGUACAUCUGCAAACUCAAGCCACGUCCUGGAGUUCUGUGCUUGGAGAAAUGCGUGGACCGGGGAGUUCCUCCUGGACCAUUGCUGGGGCAACUUAAGAAUGGCAUUGAUGUCACUCUGCCCAAUGGGACCGUCGUGAAAGCCAACGAUGUUCGGGGCCCUGACGACAAAGGGCCCCUUUUUAUUUUCAUUGAUAUUCCGGAUGAGGAAUAUCUGCAGGAGCUGCAGGAAAAGAGACAACUCUUCGAGAAAUAUCAAGCCACUGCAAAUGAUGAAGAGAACAUUGCGGCAGUUGUUGUUCACUUUACGCCCGUAGAGGUCGCUGAGAAAGCAGAGUACAGGGAAUUUAUGGAGAAAUUCUCUCCCAGCACUAAACACAUCAUCCUCAACGAGAAGAACAAUUCUUCUGGGAAUAUCUCCGUGCACAGGAUUCAAUGGCAAUUGAAUCAGCUCAAUGAUCUGGUCUUUCCGAUUCUCUCAGAGACAAAUGCCACUGAAAAUUCGGUUCCCUCGAUGGCAAAUUACGGUUUAAGGCCACGAAAAGGUUACGAUACGAAUUUAGAGCCCAAAAUUGUCCAGGAAGAAUACAUAGAAGAGAUUCUGAAAGUGCCUGGAUUCAGUGAGGCAUUGACUGUGCUGAAAAAUCAACAGAGAGAUUAUUUGGUAAAAGCCAGGGAGACGAGGGAGAGUCAAUUCCCGAAAUUCCUAUUUUUGGGCACAGGAUCUUGCAUUCCCAACAAGACUCGCAAUGUCAGCGCAAUUCUAAUGCAGACGACUCAAGAGGGAUCAAUUCUGUUGGACUGUGGGGAGGGGACUUUGGGGCAAUUGCUGCGAUUCUAUGGAAAUGAAAAAGGACGGGAGGUCUUGAGAAAGCUGAAAGCAAUAUACAUUUCUCAUCUCCAUGCUGAUCACCAUAUCGGCUUGAUUGGGAUCCUCAGGGCGAGGCGGAAGUGUUUUGAGGAAUUCAGGGAAGAAGAUAAAAUACUUCUCCUAGCUCCACAGCAGAUCUCAUCUUGGUUGAGCUUCUACAACCAACAAAUAGACGCGAUAUCACAAGACUUUGUCCUCGUUCCUAACGCAGAAAUGAUUCCCAAUCAUUUGGAACAUGAAAAACUGAGUGAAAUGGGAAUUCAUGGAGUAGCAACUUGCUUUGUUCCUCACUGUCCACAUUCCUUCGGAGUGGCUGUGAAUCUGACCAAUGGGACAAAGGUAACUUAUAGCGGUGAUACAAAGCCUUCAAAGGAUCUAGUUGGGAUUGGACUGAACAGCACGGUUCUCAUUCAUGAAGCUACAAUGGAAGAUGAAUUGGAGCACGAAGCUCUGGCCAAGAUGCACAGCACAGUGUCUCAGGCAAUUGAUCAGGGAAAGGCAAUGAAUGCCCAAUAUACAAUUCUCACGCAUUUCAGCCAGAGAUAUGCCAAAUUGCCGAGAAUUGAGAUGCCGUUGGAGGAGAAUGUGGGCAUUGCCUUUGACAAUAUGGAAGUGACAGUGGAAGAUAUGAAGUAUCUGGCCAAGAUGCACGAGCCCCUCAAGCUAAUGUUUUCUGAGCAUUGUGAGGAAAUGGAACAGAAAGCCCUCAAGAGGGCAUAUAAGAAGCAAAGACUUACCAAUUCACGCAGCUCCAGUCCUGUCCAGAAGAUCUAAACUCUGGGCAGUAGCGACAGCAGGAAGAUCCACACGGAGAGGACGUUGUUUUCGUAUGGAUGAAUGUGGACAGCCAGAGCAAAUUCCACGCGAUUAUCCAUGUUCAUGUGCAUCCCCGUACUCUUGACGCGUUCAACAAUGUGAGAGAGGCUGUAGUAAGGGAUGUUCAACGGGAAGCCCGAAGCCUGAAAGAAAAUCGGGCGCUAGAAUAUGUAAUAUUGUUGAAGAAUAAAUAUCGAGCACUUUGUGAAAUUUA
Messenger RNA from Phlebotomus papatasi, 2770 nucleotides. RefSeq names its product ribonuclease Z, mitochondrial (gene RNaseZ). Gene Ontology annotation, cellular component: mitochondrion. The transcript is spliced from 4 exons. Gene Ontology annotation, biological process: mitochondrial tRNA 3'-end processing. Gene Ontology annotation, molecular function: 3'-tRNA processing endoribonuclease activity. The coding region runs from base 121 to 2514 and encodes 797 amino acids. The record is from RefSeq and is a predicted model, not a curated record. NCBI's taxonomy places the organism in Eukaryota, Metazoa, Arthropoda, Insecta, Diptera, Psychodidae.